AUGAAUAUUCACGGCUCCCUAACUUUCAUCAGGGAUCGUUGCACGUGGCGUGAUGACCGAUAUUCGCGUCGGGAUCGGGAGCAACUGCUGACAUUCAAAGAACGUCUGAAUGCGGUCUUCCCGGACAUACAAUUUACGACGGAGGAGGAAGAGAACAACCAGCUGGCCUUCCUGGAUGUCCUCCUAUGCCGCAAGGAUUGUAGUGGACUAAAGACCAAAGUGUUCAGGAAAGCGACAAAUACGAUGCAAGUACUGAACUUCAACAUCAACUACCCAAUCAGUCACAAACGCAGUUGUGUAAGGACGUUCUAUCGGCGUGCCGAAACGCACUGCAGUGAGCCGGAAGACAAGAUUGCUGAACGGGUCGUCAAAGCCAAUGGCUACCCGCGCAACUUUGUCAACCGGUGCAUACGCAAAAUGGAUGAAAGGCCUAACCGCGCGGACAUCAAAGUUUGGCGAGCGCUUCCAUAUGUCAAGAACGUUUCGGAAGCUGUUGGCCGCCUUCUCGCACCACUUGGGGUUGGAGUUGCACACAGGUCGGAGGCAACCAUCAGGCGUCUGAUCAUGAAAUCGAAAGACCCACUGCCACGGCAAGAAACGUCUGGAGUCGUUUAUCGGAUCUGGUGCAGUUGCGGACAAAGCCACUACGUCGGAGAAACCGGAAGACAAAUCCAAACGCGAAUGGCCGAGCACGCUGCAGAGAUGCGGAGAAAUGACGCCAGCUCUCAAGUUGCGACUCAUUCGACGGGUUCCGGCCACAAAUUCAAAUUUGAGGAGGCCGAAAUUCUCGCAAGAGGUGACAACCGCGUGAGCCGGGAGCUGCUUGAAUCAUGGUUUACUGGCCCCCAGUCCAUUAACAAGUGCAAUGAUAUUCCCAUUCCAUACUCGGUGCUGAGACUUCGCCUAGGCGGAGUAAUUGGCCACGCGGGGAGCGCACAGGUGAACACUCGUCCCAACACCUGGGUCAGCGCGUCAGAUGGUCGAGCAAUCAUCACACAAACAUCCAACGCACGUGAUGAAAUUGUGGCAAUUACCGAUGCGAAUAUCGGCCAUCACGCCACGUGCAACGAUCCCUGA
This is a messenger RNA of Spirometra erinaceieuropaei, 1077 nucleotides long. NCBI's taxonomy places the organism in Eukaryota, Metazoa, Platyhelminthes, Cestoda, Diphyllobothriidea, Diphyllobothriidae. The record is from the annotation of a GenBank genome assembly.